GAGUUCGUGGGGAAGAUCUCAUUUGUAUCCUCCUCGCGUCCUCUCUCGGCUCUCAAACUCAUUGGAGGAGAAAGCCAGAGGCACCGCCCCCCUGACCUUCUCCUCCAAUGGGUUUUAAGAAGGAGACGAGGAUGCGAGGUGUUCAAUUUGAGAUAUUCCAAUGUUCAGGUCGUUCAGGCUAGCUAGCUACAUCACAACUGUGCAAGAGCCAAGACACUAACGAAAUAAGCCGCCGGGGAACGGCGAGAAAGUAUCUACAAGUUUUAACCUUUUUGUAUUUUUGAGCAAUUUGAUUUAUCUGUUGGAAAAUUAAGACAAUUUAACGUUAGAAGAUGGCUGUGAACGUUUACUCUACAUCUGUGACCGGCGACAACCUUAGUCGCCAUGAUAUGCUUUCUUGGAUCAACGAGUCUGUACAGAUGAACUACUCCAAGAUUGAGCAGUUGUGCUCAGGUGCUGCUUACUGUCAGUUCAUGGACAUGCUUUUCCCUGGAUGCAUACCAUUGAAGAAGGUUAAAUUCCAGGCCAAACUAGAGACUGAGUUCCUCCACAACUUCAAACUUCUACAGACCAGUUUUAAGAAGAUUGGGGUUGACAAGAUCAUUCCUGUUGAUAAAUUGAUAAAAGGCAAGUUCCAGGACAACUUUGAGUUUGUGCAGUGGUUCAAGAAAUUAUUUGAUGCCAACUACGAUGGGAAGGAGUAUGACCCGGUCAGUGCUCGCCAAGGCCAGGACACUGCUCCUACUCCAAACCCAGGGCAGGUCGCACCCAAGCCCAGGAAGCCCAGCACUGUACAGCCCCACAGCUCCCCACCUGUUAUCAAACCAGCUGCGAGAGUCGCUCCCAUGAGGUCUACAACAACAGUGACCAAACCCCCGCCCAAGUCAGCAGGGAGUGCCUUGCGUAGGCCCGGAGCAGCAGGGGAUGUGGAGAGGGAGGAGCUAUCCCAAGAGGUCAGUUCCCUGAAAGCCACUGUCCAGGACAUGGAGAAAGAGAGAGACUUUUAUUUUGGAAAGCUGAGGUCCAUUGAGGUCAUCUGCCAAGAAGUGGAUGGAGAGGCAGAUACAACUAUGCAGAAGAUUAUGGAUGUUCUAUAUGCCACUGAUGAGGGGUUUGUUAUUCCUGAUUCUGAUGCUGAAGGAGAAGAACCAGAAGAGUUCUGAUGAAAAAUGGACACAACUCUAGUCCAUGCCAUAAUCUCACACACACACACACACACACACACACACACAGGUUAGUGAACACACGUUUGCAUGUGCAAUGUACAUGCAUACGCACUCGUGUGCUCUAAUGAAAUGAACAUGCACUUACUCACACAUACUGCCACUGUGGAUUAAGUUGCCUUUGGAUCAUACACUGGCUGCCCCCUUGGUCCAAGUCUUUGUUGGUCCAAGUGUUUUUUGGACCAUAAUACUUUUCAGAGAGCCUGCUGAUCCAGCUGCCAGAGAAGAAGAACCCUGGAUGAAAUUCUAAUAGGGCCAUUCCUUUCUGGUUUCUUUUCUGCCUUGUUCUUAUUCUGGCCUCUGCUGUGCCUUUCAACUUUGGCCUGUUACUUUUGAAAUAUGUUCAGGUCUUUCUAUUCCUUAUUUCCAAUUGACCUAAACAAAACUGUACUAGGUGAUUUUGAUAUAUUUGCAAAUAUGAUUAAUUAUUAAAGAUAUAUGAAUAUGUUUACUCUGCCAAUGGAAAUUACUGUAAUUUUUAUGGUAUGUUUACGCAUAUUCAUUAUACUUGAGUUCAAAUUUGUGGUUUAGGCGAUCAGCAUUUGUAUUUAGUUUCCUGUUUAUCUGGGGAGUUAUUCAUCACAUUACUUUUUUUGAAGUAAAAAAAGUCAUGUUUUAUUGAUAACCUUUAAAUAAAAUACUGUACUUUUUACUUAAAUGCUAAAUUAUAGACUCAUUCUGACAUUUGUGUGUUGUAUGUAGGCUAGUUUUAGACUAGAGACUAGCAUCUCUACCGACCUAUGUUCUAAUUUACUUCCUCAUGUAAGGCAAAGACCGGAUGUAUGGUUGCCUGUCCACACUGAAGAAAUACUUCCUUCUAGUCUACAAUAAGAGCAGAACUAUAUGCUCUUAGCAGAAGAACUGAGAGCUGUCUUUUAGACCUCGGAAGUCUGUUUUAAACUUGGGAGCAAUAUAAGGUUUCCAUAAGCAUCUCUUGUCUUUAGAAAUAAAGUAUUGAUUGGAGAAAUUAAAUGUUUUUAGGUUGAAGAAAUAACUUGUUUUGACAAGUUUUAUGUUAUUAAAAACUCAAAUGUAUA
Oncorhynchus mykiss (rainbow trout) is the source of this 2260-nucleotide messenger RNA. RefSeq names its product microtubule-associated protein RP/EB family member 1. NCBI's taxonomy places the organism in Eukaryota, Metazoa, Chordata, Actinopteri, Salmoniformes, Salmonidae. The record is from RefSeq and is a predicted model, not a curated record. Gene Ontology annotation, molecular function: microtubule binding.